AUGACAUCAAACUCAGACAUUGGCAAUAUGAACAAAUCAGCAGGCAAAAAGAUAUCCCCAAUCAGAACGGGGAAAGAUACGCAAAAUCGGUCUAUCACUGCAUCUUCCCCAAAGGCGUCGACACCGACAAACCCUCACGGGCAGACUCUAUCGGAGGCUGGUGCUGCGGUCGCUGCUGCUGCUGUGGGGGCUGUCAUCGAGGCUGAUUCAGUGUCCUCAGCUGUUGUUGCUGCGGAUGGGGACACUCGUGUUUACGAUGUCCUGUCCUACUGCAUCCAAAACAAGUACCUGGGAACGGUCUCGAAGGUGGUGUUGAGGGUGCCACUGGUGCUUGGAAUGCUGGGUGGGUCAUAUGUCGCUGCUGUGGACGAUGUUACUACCGAUGAGAGCUACCGAAGGGCACCUUCCUCUUCUGUUAUCGAUGGUACUAUUAGUGAUAUUGAUGUUGUCUUCAUAUCCCCGGUCAGUGAAACUUGUAAAUUUUCCUAUCCAAAACCACCUGAAAUGGGUGAAAUAGAUACAAAACCAAUUGAAUCCGUCCAAGCUGCAUUGUACUUGUUUGGGCAGAAAAGUGAUCCUGGAAGAUACAGAUCAACUGGCAGUGAGGAGACAAACAAGGAGAAAGAGCUAGAAUUCGUGCUGAAGGACUUGGCCAGCUACAAGGUGCAGCUGGAAAUAAAAGAAUCUGCCCACAAACAGGCCCUCAUGGAGCUCGAAAUACACCACGAAGCAGCCGAAAAACUUUCUUCUCAGCUGAAGAAAGCCGAGGCUGAUAGAGACAAAUUCAUCAAGGUAUUUGAAGAGGCCAGAAUCCGCAUUGUCGAACUUGAAUCUGAGAAUAAGGAUAUCUUGACUCAGAUAUUGGAAAGUGGGGAAGCCCGAGAAGAGCUCCUAUGCACUGAGAAUGAGUGGAAGGCUACUCAUGAGGAGCUGAAAGCAGAACUUAGUGCAGCUGAGGAAUCAAAGCUGCUUGUCCUGAGACAAGCCGAACUGAUGGAAACUGCUGUUCAGUUAGGAAACGAGAAGACUGAGGAGCUUCUGAAGCAUGUAUCAGAGCUCAAUGAAGCUAUUCGUAUGUCUAAUUUGGCAGCGAUCAAAGCAGAGAAAGAGAAAUCUGCUAUCUUAUUGGCCAAGGAGGAAGAGAUACGGAUGGCUGUUGCUGCGGCAACACAGGCACAGGAGCAAUUAGAUGAGAUGAGCAAAGAAUUCAAUGAGGUGAAGGAUUCAAAGAAUCAGCUCCAUGAGAAGUCCCUUCUUGUCGAUUCUUUACAGUCUGAACUUGUGCAAGCAAGAGAGUCCUUUGAGUUCAUGGAAAUGGAGCUGAAGAGAACCCGAGAAGAGUUGCAAAUUGCACGAGAUGAGAGAGAUGGAUUGCAUUGUCAGCUUGAGCUUUCAACAGAUGAGAUGCAGAAAGCUAAAAAUGAAAUGGAUGAAAUCCAAGAAAGAGAAAAGGAAUUGAAAAUCGAAAUAGCGAUGCUGAGAUCUGAACUUCAUAGAGGCAGGGCAAAAAUUGCAGCUGCAGAGGCAGCUGAAGCAAGGGCUAAUAGUGUCAAAUCAGGUCUGUAUCAUGCUGUGCAAGAGUUAGCUGUGGAAGCAGAGGAAUCCAAGAAGGAGACCCGAAGAUUGAAACAGGAAGCACAGAGAGCAGAGGCUGAUGUAGAAACACCUGCGAUCGAGGAAUCAGCAACCGAGGCAGCUAUAACCAAUGCUGAUUCAUCAGGUUUCUGCUCUGGCAUUGUGAUUUCGUUGGAAGAAUACGAGUCCUUGGUUCUAAAGGCUGAAAAAACACACCAAGUUGUAGAUUCACCACCUCAAGAUGCAUUACAAUUGUUGGAAUCCCAAAAUAUGAGUGAACUGGAGAGCUUCAAGAAGCAGCUUGAUGAUGCAAGAGCAGAGAUUAAGGACCUCCAAUCUGUUGUAGAACACUCUGUGAAGAGAGCAGAGUUGGCAGAGUGUGCUAAAGCAGCUAUCGAGGAUCAGCUAAGGAAGUGGAGGGAGCACAAGCAAAGGAGAAGGGCGGCUUUAACAGCACUCCGUGAAGAAUCAAGCCGGGAUAGCCGUCCUCCAAUUUGCGACAACAAAUCUCUGUCUUACCAACCAUUGGGUAAGGUUCUUAACAUGGAGCUUUAG
Messenger RNA from Magnolia sinica, 2130 nucleotides. RefSeq names its product putative WEB family protein At4g17210. The record is from RefSeq and is a predicted model, not a curated record. The coding region runs from base 1 to 2130 and encodes 709 amino acids. Lineage: Eukaryota; Viridiplantae; Streptophyta; Magnoliopsida; Magnoliales; Magnoliaceae. The transcript is spliced from 6 exons.